UCCUUCCGCGCAUGCGCAGCCAGUUCCCGGGCUCCCUGACAGCGUCCGCCGCACCGAGGAAGAGAAGCGGCCGGAGGCUCCGAGGAGAGGAGCGGAGGGUCCCGCUAAGCUGAAAGAGGGAAGGCCUGACACGCUGGGGCCCCAUUGACAUGGCUGGGUGACGGCAGGGGCCCCGCCAGCGCCAGGAGCUUGCAGGAGAGGUGAGGCCUGGGAGAUGGUGGAUAUUGGUGGCGCUGCCUCUGGAGAAAGCACCAGAAGAAAAAUGGAACCCUUUGUGGACUCUACAGAGGAGGUUGUACCGCUUGAAAUGUAUGAUUCCUUCAGGUCUAAAAUUGCUGCUAAUUUACAAUGGAUUUUUGCGAAGGCUUAUGGAGUUGAUAAUGUUCCAGAGGAACUGAAGGAGCCGUUUUACAUUGACCAGUAUGAGCAGGAGCACAUCAAACCACCUGUCAUCAAGCUUCUACUCUCCAGCGAGCUAUAUUGCCGUGUCUGCGGCCUUAUCCUCACAGGGGAUCAGGUGGCUGCCUUGCAGGGCCACCAACCCGUCAUCGAGGCUUUGUCUCAGAAAGGGAUUUAUGUCAUGGAGAGUGAAGACGCACCUGUGUCCGAAGCUGACCUCAGCUGUGCCCCAAUCAAAAUGAGUGCCCACAUGUCCAUGAUCGAUGCCCUGAUGAUGGCAUAUACUGUGGAAAUGAUCAGCAUUGAGAAAGUAGUUGCAAGUGUCAAGCGUUUCUCUACGUUUAGCGCCUCCAAAGAGCUUCCUUAUGAUUUGGAAGAUGCUAUGGUUUUCUGGAUUAAUAAGGUAAACCUGAAAAUGAGAGAGAUUCUGGAGAAGGAGCAAAGAUUAAAACAGCAGAUAAUUGAGAGCCCCAGUCAUCAAAAGUCUCCUUCAAAAUGGUAUUGGAAGUUAGUACCUGUGCGCUACCGCCGUGAUCACCCAUCAAACCGACACCUUCCAUUUUUUCCAAUACUUGAAGAUUUAUUGAAAGACAUUAGUGAUGGAGCAGCCCUCCUGACUGUCAUACACUUCUACUGCCCUGAGCAGAUGAAACUAGAUGACAUCUGUUUGAAGGAGGUGCCAUCAAUGGCUGACAACCUAUAUAACAUCCAGCUCCUAAAGGAAUUCUCCAGCGAAUACCUAAACAAGUGCUUUUACCUGACCUUGGAAGACAUGUUGUAUUCCCCGCCAGUUCUGAAGCCUAAUUUUAUGGUGUUUAUUGCUGAGCUUUUUUGGUGGUUUGAACACGUAAAGCCUGACUUUGUUCAGCCCAGAGAUACCCAAGAAUCGAAAGAAGCUAAAUUAGUAUUGUCUCACAAGAGCAGUAGACCUCAGAUUCCUAUUUCCAAUGCCACAAAGCGGAGUUUCAUGGCAAGUCCGUCAACUGCCGUAGAGUCUCACAGUGAAACGCGAAGCUACCUGCAGCCAGAGGACCCGGAGAAUGGGAAAGGAAGCACGGCAUUCAGUCCAUCCCAUCCGCUCUUGCCCUUAAGACAGAAGCAGCAGAAGACUGUGCAUUCAGACGACAGUCCUAGUCACAGAGAUUGUGCAAAUUCUUUGACACAAAAUGAAGUGCCACCUCGUUCAUCAGUGGUGGCAUGGGCAGAGAAAAGGCCAAGGCCCCUCUCACAGCCACCAUUUGCUCUUCACUGUGCUGAUGAUGUUGAUGUGACUUCUGGAGACAGUAUUAGCCUUGCUCGAUCUAUCAGCAAGGACAGCCUGGCUUCAAACAUCAUAAAUGCCACUCCUAAACACCAGCUGCCUAAUUCAUCUGCACCGUUCAGUUCAAGGAGUCUUUUAGGACAUGUGGAUAUAGAGGAUGAGGAGGAAGAACUUGUUGCAUAUAUUAGAUCAGGUGACUCAUCCAAUCAUGGAGACCUUGAAUUGCAGAGCAUCUCUUCCCGUGCCUCAAGCCAGCAGGCAACAGCAAGGUCUCCAAGGAGGCCACAACCCGAUGAAGAAAACAUGGGUGGCUUCUUCUUAGAACCUCUAAUGCCCGCAGUCCUUAAAAAGGCAAAAGAAAAACAAAUGGUCCAUAAAAGGGAAGAAUACGGUGAAAGCAAGCCAAAGGGAUUUGUUCAUAGGCGUGAAAAUGAAGGCACUACUCAGUCUUUCCCCCGAAAGAAAAUCACUACUAAUCACACUGCACAUAAUUUGAAUAGAACUUAUACCCCUGUCUGUAGUUCAGAACUCCCUACCACAGAAAGUCCUAGGAUUGAACCUUUACAGGCAUCAAUAGAAAGUGGUACUGGCCCUUUUCGACCUCUUGCCACCAGUAGCAUCGAUCCAUCGGUUGAGCCUAGUAGUGGAUUUUUUCUUCAUGAUUCUAAGUCGGACAUGGGUGAUGAAGAAAAGCUGGCACAACUCUCACUAGAUAUAGUCAAAGAUCCAGAAAGCACAUGGACGUUAUCAAGGCAAGACUCUGACUCAGACAAUCUGGAUCUAGAAGAGGAGUGUGAUCAAGAACUUGUUACUCCUCAUCCGGUAUGCAAAUACAUUGGUGAAGAAGAGUCGGCUAAGCUGCAGGAAGACAUGAAAGUAAAGGAAAAUGAUGACAAAGAUGAUGCCAGUGGACGCUCAAGUCCCUGUUUAAGCACCAUUUCCCAGGUCAGCAGUGUCUCUUUGGCUAGUGGGAGCGUGCGAAUGACUAGUUUUGCAGAGAGAAAGUUUCAAAGACUUAAUAGUUAUGAAACAAAAUCUAGUACGAGCAGUUCACAGAAAACCACCCCUGAUGGUUCUGAAUGCUGUCUUCCCCCACUGACCACCUGGAAGCAGCGCAGGGAGCAGAGUCCUGGUGGACAAAACAAAGACCACACUAAUGUCUUGGCUUCUGAACUUGUACAACUUCACAUGCAACUGGAGGAGAAGAGGCGAGCCAUCGAAGCUCAGAAGAAAAAGAUGGAGUCUUUGUCAGCACGUCAGCGGUUAAAAUUGGGGAAGGCAGCAUUCUUGAAUGUUGUGAAAAAGAGCAAGCAUGAAGGGUCCUCUCAUCCGUUGAGGAUAGAACAUCCACUGAAGGACUUCACCAAGCAAACUGAGGCAGAUAUGGUGACUAUCACCUCUAAAGCUGAACAAGUUCUUGAAAAAGCGGACCUCCCAAGUGAAGUUUCUAAGCAGCCAAAGGUUCAAGAAGUUUUAGAACAGAAGCUGAAAGAGCUUGAUUUGGAUGAAGUUGAAGUGUGUAAUGUGGUAGCCGAUGCCAGUCCCGAUGAUGCCGAUUCUGAGGUCGAUGUGACGGAGUGUAACCUCUCCAUUGAAAAGUUGAACGAGACCAUAAGCACCCUACAGCAGGCAAUACUAAAAAUAUCUCAACAACAAGAACUGCUCAUGAAAGCCCCAGCGUCUGUGCUCCCAGCCCUCAAGACGAAUAGCCAGGACCUCAAAUUAAACCCACCUGUUCACUUUGUAGAGCCUCUAUCUCCACCAGGAACUGGUACAGGAUCUCGUAAAAAUCGGUUUGGUCAGGGUCGAAACCCACGCUCUUCUCGGGCCUCUGAACAUAAAAUGUUUAAAGAAAAAAUGCACAACUCUUCCCGUGUUAUAACCCCAACACAAAGUAUAGAGACGUUGCCUCAUUUAAAAUCAGUUCCAGCUCUAAAAUCUCCCAUCAAUCCUACAGGCGAUGUAUCGGAUAAAAGUGCAGAACAAAGCGAAGGGCACCCCGAUAAUCCUACAGGUGCCUUCCGACUACAUGAGGAAAACAACCAGAGGACAUUUGUUCUCUCCACCUCCAAAGAUGCCAAUAUUCUAUCAGACCAGGCAUAUAAGGAUGUUGUCAACAGUUCACGAGCGGCUUGUGUGGGCUCCUCAGAAAGUUCUGGCAAAGAGAACGUUCCUGUGGAUGAGCGGCUCAAGAACAAGUCUAGUCUGAUAGAGGUUGAUCUUUCUGAGCUUAUAGAUCCUGAUGAAGAGGUAGGGACAGAUAAUCCAGAGAACUCAACAGAUGCUAUUGGCGAAGAUCAGAAAUCUGGAGUUGGAUUUUUCUUCAAAGAUGACCAGAAAGCAGAGGAUGAGCUGGCCAAGAGGCGAGCUGCAUUUCUGUUGAAGCAACAGAGGAAGGCAGAAGAGGCUCGUCUCAGGAAACUGCAGCUGGAGGCCGAAGUUGAACUAAAAAGAGAUGAAGCCCGGCGAAAAGCUGAGGAAGAUCGGAUACGAAAGGAUGAGGAGAAGGCCAGAAGGGAACUCAUCAAACAGGAGUAUCUACGACGGAAACAACAACAAAUAUUGGAGGAGCAAGGGCUAGGACGGCCUAAAACCAAACCCAAACCCAAAAAGUCUCGUCCAAAAUCUGUCCAUCGAGAAGAAUCAUACAGCGACUCAGGAACCAAAUAUUCCUCUACACCUGACAACUUGAGCAGUGCGCAGUCGGGGUCUAGUCUGUCAUUGGCAUCUGGAGCAACUACAGAGGCAGAAAGUGUCCACUCUGGCGGAACACCGUCACACAGAGUGGAUUCUGUUGAAACCUUGUCAUUGGGAAGCAGACACCAGAGCAGAACCGCAGAACGAGAUUGGGAGAAUGCAUCCACCGCAUCAUCUAUAGCAUCAGUGGCGGAAUAUUCAGGUCCAAAACUUUAUAAGGAGCCGAGCAGCAAGUCAAAUAAACCAAUAAUUCACAAUGCUAUAGCUCAUUGCUGUCUGGCUGGGAAGGUAAAUGAAGCAUUGAAGAAUCAAACUUUGGAUGAGCUAGAAAAGUGCGACGCCAACCACUUCAUCAUCCUGUUCCGAGAUGCUGGAUGCCAGUUUCGAUCACUUUAUUCUUAUUUUCCUGACUCCGAGGAAAUCUGCAAGCUGACUGGAACAGGCCCAAAGAGCAUCAGCAAGAAAAUGAUCGACAAACUGUACAAGUACAGCUCAGACAGGAAGCAAUUUACUGUCAUCCCCGCCAAAACCAUGUCAGUGAGCGUCGAUGCACUGACUAUUCAUAACCACUUGUGGCAAGCCAAGCGACCUGCGCUGCAAAAGAAGACAAAUCCCCUGUACAAGUGAAGCUUCGCUGACGAGGUAACGGAUCACUUUGGCUUUAGAGACCAUGUUUAUGCCUUCAGCGGAUACAAAUUCUGCAGCACUUUGAAUGUUUUUUUUUUUUUUUUCCACCAAAUGGAAUUUUAACAUGAAGAUUUUACACGUUAAAAAAAAUACUGUUCCUGUUGUACAUUCAUGUACAUCCUGGUUCAAAGUUCACCUUCCCUGAAGCAAAUUGACCUAAAGAAGAUGCAUUUUUCAUACUUCUUUGCCAACUGUGUUCUGCUGUAAUAUUGUAAUGGUUUUUUCCCUCUUCAUGGAAUUUAAAGGAGCACGUCUCAAAUCCCGGACAAGCAUUUUCCUAAUUUUAAAAGGGUAUCUAUCUGUGAGGAUGGUCUGUACCACCCAAGCUGAGGCUCCCAGACAGCCCUGGAGGCUGUCAUCGACUGACCCCUCAGAAGUGGUGCUAGUUCUGAGACACAGCACACCGCUGCAGCUUUACACACACUGCCAGGCAGUGAAAGUUCCCAGUGCUGGAUAGAAACCUCCACUGUGUCUGGUCCCUGAGCAUCCUGAUAUAUAUAUGUUCCAUUUCACUUAUACAGCAACGGUUCUCAAUAGCUACUGACAGCUCGACAACAUGGUUUCCUUUCUGAUUAUGCUAGCCUAUGUCUGAAGAAUACCAGAACUCAAAAUCAAAGUGUCUGCAAGUAAGUAUCACCUGCUGCCCUAUUCGCUGCUGAUUUUGGAUCGAUAAGAGUGACUGACCUGUAGAAAUUAUAUACAGUGGCCCGUCAACACAUACAAUGAAUAACUUUGACGGAUUUUAUGCUUGAAAAUUCAUGAUUUGAACUAAAUACAACAUUUUUUUUUCAAAGUGUUUUUUUUUUCUUUUAUCUAGUGGUACGGCAGAUUUUUUUUUUUCUUCCUUCCCUCAAGGAAUAUUUUCUCUGACUUAUUUAUCCCUGAAAAUGUAUGGUAUAGAAAGUAGGUAUAUUCCACACUGAGCACUACGAUAUCAUGGUGCACUUAAAGAUCAACACAGUCCUCUUUAAUGGUUUUAUGAUGUGUUCAAAUUGAAAUAAUCUUAAUAUUUGUUGCUGUGUACUCUGCAAAAAGCACACUUCAGAGAAGCUUGUGUGCUUAUGUUGAAAAUUUAUAUUAUAUAAUUUACAUUUUUUUGUUUUCUGAGGUGGGUUAUUUAUUGUUUGAAGGAAAUAUUUUUCUUUGCUUUCUUCAAAAAAAAAAACUUUGCAUUCAAGAAAACCAAGUUGUUUUUUCAUAAUCUGAAGGAUUGUUUGACCUGCUUACAAUCGGGGGCCAUUUGUUACAGCUUUCAGCUUUAAAAAGAAACCCUGAAAACACUAAACGCUAUUUUUAUUUUGAGAUGGAAUGCACUUUGGACUUUUGUUUCUGUUCCCCUCCCUGUACGACUUCACUAAACGUAAUGUGAAUUUAUGUUACAGUUUAAAUUAAACAUGGCACAUAAAAUAUUUAAAUAAUAUAUUUUUGAGAGUAUUAUUAUUUUUAUUUUAUUUUAUUUUUUUUGCACAAGUUUUACGUUUUGAAGUAUUACUUGAAUUUAUAGGUUGGUACUGAAGGUGUUACGUACUUUAAAGCAGGUUUAGGUGACUUGUAAUGUGCUAGCUGUAGUGGAACUACAAGUGACGGCAUGCCACGACCAGCUUUGAGAAGUUUGAGGCAGCCUUGAAAGCUCUCUGGCACGCCUUCUGUUGUCUGAUCUUGGCAUGCUAGUUUAUGCUGUAACUUGUAGUUCUGCACUGCAUGCCUUUUUUAGUCUGACGCAAGAUAAUUUUUUUUUUUUUUUAAUUAUUAUUAUUCUGUUUGUCCAGAGGUAGAGGAGGUUCAAUCUUCAUUGACCAGUUUCAGAAGUCUGUUUAAAUGCCCAUAAUGCCCUUCCACGCUUUUCUCUUCUUGCUGCAGUUUUGUAUAUACUUGUUGUUGAUGUCUAUGUAUAUAAUCAAAAGCUUUAUAAGUCUACAGUGCUGAAUCAUUUGUUACCAUGCUGUCCCCAUGCCUGUGUUCCCCUCUCCUCACCAUGGUUUAUUUAUUUUAUGAAAGCACUGAAAUUAAAUAAAAUUAAAUACUGUGUAUAUAUA
Molecule: messenger RNA, 7080 nt
Organism: Rana temporaria (common frog)
Lineage: Eukaryota; Metazoa; Chordata; Amphibia; Anura; Ranidae
Gene: CAMSAP1
Product: calmodulin regulated spectrin associated protein 1
Exons: 19
Coding region: 215-4984 (1589 amino acids)
Biological process (GO): neuron projection development; cytoplasmic microtubule organization; negative regulation of microtubule depolymerization
Cellular component (GO): microtubule minus-end
Molecular function (GO): microtubule minus-end binding; calmodulin binding; spectrin binding
Source: RefSeq, a predicted model, not a curated record